This is a messenger RNA of Umbelopsis ramanniana AG, 924 nucleotides long. RefSeq lists its product as uncharacterized. Gene Ontology annotation, molecular function: protein serine/threonine kinase activity; ATP binding. Gene Ontology annotation, biological process: intracellular signal transduction; protein phosphorylation. The annotation marks the transcript as partial. Lineage: Eukaryota; Fungi; Mucoromycota; Umbelopsidomycetes; Umbelopsidales; Umbelopsidaceae. The transcript has 6 exons. The record is from RefSeq and is a predicted model, not a curated record. Gene Ontology annotation, cellular component: cytoplasm; nucleus.
AUGGCCAAGAAAGGGUCUCCAUUUGAAGAAUAUGACAUGCUAGAGCAGAUUGGCAAUGGCUCCUUUGGAUCGGUCCAUAGGGCACAGCAUAAGAUUGAUAAUCGGAUUGUUGCUGUCAAAAUAAUGAAACGAAAAUUUAAUAGCAUAUCAGAAUGUGUUAGUUUGCGGGAGUUCAAGGUCUUGAAACAGCUCUCGGCACAUCCGAACAUAGUUCAACUAUAUGAUUCAUACCUCAGUCCCAACAAGGAGUUUUAUUUCGUCAUGGAAUACAUCAAUGGAGGUAACAUGUACCAGUUGAUUAAAUGCAGACGAGACGCUGAGACCGAGUUUGCGAGGUGGGAAAUACGAAGUAUAGUCUAUCAAAUACUUUCUGGUCUGGCGCAUGUACAUAAAUUAGGCAUCUUUCAUAGAGAUAUGAAACCAGAAAAUAUCUUGAUUGACAAUACCCCAAGCCAAGACGGACAGCACUCCAAAAAUAUCGUUACUGUUAAGAUUGCGGACUUUGGACUAGCUCGUGAAAUGAAGAGUCGGCCCCCAUAUACAGAAUAUGUGAGCACGAGAUGGUACAGAGCUCCAGAGGUCCUGUUGCGAUCUAAUGCUUACUCCUUUCCCGUCGAUCUCUGGGCUGUAGGGGCUAUGUUUGCCGAGCUAAUUACUUUGCGUCCACUGUUUCCUGGCCAAUCUGAGAUUGAUCAAGUGUUUAGAAUUUGUGAGUUACUGGGAAGUCCUAAUCCAAGCGAAUGGCGAGAGGGUGUAAAGCUGGCUGCCAAAAUUGGAUUUCAGUUCCCAAAGAUAUCUCCCAAGCCACUCAUCUCAGUACUCCCAAAUGCUACCCCUAGUAUGCUUGAUUUAUUGGAGCACUUGAUGUACUACGAUCCUAAACUUCGACUUUCUGCCGAAGCAGCCAUGUCACAUCCAUUUUUU